Messenger RNA from Saccostrea echinata, 6449 nucleotides. RefSeq names its product cytospin-A-like. The transcript has 7 exons. Gene Ontology annotation, molecular function: protein binding. Gene Ontology annotation, cellular component: filamentous actin; microtubule organizing center. Bases 93 to 3452 code for a protein of 1119 amino acids. Gene Ontology annotation, biological process: actin cytoskeleton organization. The record is from RefSeq and is a predicted model, not a curated record. NCBI's taxonomy places the organism in Eukaryota, Metazoa, Mollusca, Bivalvia, Ostreida, Ostreidae.
ACACAGUUUAUAUAUGUACUAUAUUAUAACAAGCACUUUGUUCAUGUUAGAAGAUAUUAUACAUUGCAACCCACACUGACUCUCGGUGUUAAAUGUACUCGGUAGAACAAGGGAUAUUAUGUGAAGCGCAUGCUGAAUUUCUGAGUAAUAAUUUUCAUUGUGAUGGACUUACGUUUUCUGAAUUUGUGAAGCAUUUUCGAAACUCGGUGGAUGAGGCUCAAGGAUACAUUUUCUACCAUGAGAAGAUGAAGAGACAAGAACGGACAUCCACACCGAUCAAGGCAGUGACCGCCUUCCACAUGAAGGAGUCAAAGUCAGAAAACUCCAGUCUGAGUUCUCAUCAGAAAGGAACGCUUGUGCCCAAACCUGCGGCUUCACCUCUUGGAAAGACUUACCUUAGUAAAAGCCAUGAAAAUCUGUCUAGUCAUCAGAAGAAGAAACUGGCAACUCUAGCUGAUCCUCCACAUCGACCAAAGUCUAGUUUAGGAAUAAUUAAGGGAGGCUCAAGUAAUAAGGAAAACUUGGCAACAAAAGGAAAAGAUAAUGUUUUUCUGAAACCAAAACCAGUGAAAUCUGGGGGGAUGACAACAAUUCGGAAAGCUUCUAGCACACAACAGUUGGACAAGACAGGUGCAAUGACGCCAAGGAGCACAAGUGCGAAAAGUUCAGCCAUGAAACGUGCACAUAGUUCUCACAAUGUGAGUAAAGAUAAAUCCUCUAGAAAAAGAACGUCUGCUCCAGCAGAUGUCAUGGCUUACAAUGCUGAAUUACUGGCUAACUUUGAGAAAGACAAGAAAGAAAAAGAAUCACGUAUUUCAGAAUUGAUACAAGUUGCGGAAAAUAGAAAAGCUGAAAUAGAGAAAUACAGGUACGAAACAAAACGUCUAAAGGAACAAAUACCAACACAUGAUAUCAAAGAUGAACUUGAAUUCCUAAGGAAAGAGAAUAUACUUCUAAGGGAACAGUUGCAAGAAUUAGGUUACCCAGUAGAACAAAUCACAGACACUGAAAAAUUGUCCAUUUUACAAGAAAAGAAUGCCAAGAAAAACAUGGAAUCAAGUGAAAGUAGUUUUCCAAAAAGUAAGAGCUGUGAUAGUCUGGACACAGAUGAAGCCCGAGGGGGGCGGUCCAUAAGUUGUAAGGGGGAGGGAACUGACAGACCGGCCUCCACAGCAGCCUCAGAACCCAUUCUGUCCUUGGCGGAUCAGGAAUUCUCACUGGAAAACAGCCAAUGGGAAAAGGGAAGCAACAAAAGUAGUGAUGCUCUCAGCGAGAUUUCCGUGGCAUGUCUAACAGAGCGCAUCCUACAGAUGGAAGAGACCCAUUACAGUACAAAUGAGGAACUGCAGGCAACCCUACAAGAGCUGGGUGAUCUUCAGCAAAGUGUCAAUGAACUGAAUGCAGAAAAUGAAAAACUUCUUGACCAAAAGUAUGUGCUUUUGGAAUCUCUGUGUACUCAAACCGAAAAAUUGGAACACUGUCGAGUUCAGAUUGAACAGCUGAAAUCUCUUCUAAUCAGUGGGAAUUUUCCAGAGCGAUCAGAAAGGGAGCAACAAUUGCUGGAACUGUUAAAAGGUGCUCAGGAUGAACGAGAGGAAUUUUUGUGCAAGCAGACAGAACUUGUGAACAUACUGAAUGCUAGGGAAAAUGAGUGUAGGGAAUUGGGUGAGCAGUGUGAUACGAAUAAAGACAAAUUGCAAUUACUGGAAGACAAAUUAAACUCACUUAAGUCGGAGAAAGAGAUUUGUGAGAAAACUAUUUCUGAUCAGAAGAAAACCAUUGAUAAUGAAAAGAUUGAAAUGGACCAUUUAAAGACUUUGUUAGAAAAUGAGAAAUCAAAAGUUCAGGAAUUAGAGCAGUAUUGCAAAGCAGCCGACAGUCAUUCUGAAUUGGAGGAACUUCUUCACAACACAAGGCAAGAGAAAGACAAAUUGGAAAGUAAGUUGGCAGACAUGAAGGAAAGUCUCCAGCAUGCUCAGUGUGAGCUUGGUAGAGUGAAGGAAACGUUCAACGCCAAGGAAGAGGAACUGAAAGUGUGCAAGAACAAUGCCAAGACUGAAAUACAGGAUUUGAAGUACCAGUUGGAAAAACUAGAGAAAGGCAAAACAGACAGCUCAUCAGAGCUCAGCAAUAUACGUGAACACAUAGAGCAGCUCAAGCAUGACUGCAAUAAGCACCUGGAAGAGAAGAAUGAGUUCCUGUCUCAGUUGAGCGAAGCUAAGGAGAAGAAUCAUUCACUGCAGCAGGAGAAGGCAACCCUGGAGGUUGAGAUAAUGGAGCUGAAGAGUCGUCACACAGAAGAGUCCGAGGAGUGGACUCAGUUCCAGAAAGAUCUACAGGUGGCAGUUCUAGUGGCAAAUAACUUUAGGGCAGAAACACAGGAAGACAUGGAAAAGGUUCAACAGGAAAAUUCUACGUACAGAGAAAAGUGUCGAGUGCUGAUGGAAGAAAAUAAAAAGUUACUGGAAGAAGUUGACAGGCUUAAACUCCACAGAAGCACAGAUGGAACUCCAAAAUCCAUAUUGUCAUCUGCAGAACUCAAAGGCAAGAUGUUGAAUUCUGUAGGAAGGGAGUUAGCUAAUUUGAGAGACAAACGCACUGACCCUAAGACACAAAGCCAGUCUGUGAAAUCCUUAAUACGCUCCAUUGAGGAACAAGUUAAAAGUGGUUGCUCCUCAAUUCAUUCCAGUACAUGCAAUUCCAGGAGAAAUUCUGACUGUUCCAUGGAUGAAACUGUGCAAGGAAUUCCCUGUCUUCAUAAUAUUGUGAAAUCCCCAAGCUCCCCCAUCUCUGAAAAUCCAUCCGUUUUUUCUUCCACAGCAUCCCCUGAGGUGGCUCUGCGGUCAGUGCUCAGGAAACAGGUGGAGAAACCCUCACCACUCAGACAUUCAGUGGGGUCUCUGAGUUUUGACCCACCUCGAUCUCCAAUUGAUUCCUCACCAAAGUCUGCACCCCCUGUAGUUAAGAAUGAUUCCUCUCCUUCUCUGACCUCAAUAUUGUCCAGGAAUUCACAAAGGAGAAGCAGUGGUGUAAGUAUGGAACCUGAGAGAAAGGAUUCAGGUACAAAGGAUCCUUUGGCUGUUUUAGCAAAACAGAUGGGUGGAUCUAAACGCAAUGCUUUGCUUAAGUGGUGCCAGCAGAAGACAGUCAAAUACAGUAAUGUUGACAUAACCAACUUCAGUAGCAGUUGGAAUGAUGGCCUGGCGUUCUGUGCUCUUCUCCACAGCUACCUGCCAAACAAAAUUCCGUUUGCAGAGUUGAACACUGAGGACAAGAGAAGGAAUUUUACCCUUGCCUUUGAGGCUGCUGAGGAAGUUGGUAUCUCCUCAUCUAUACUGAACAUAGGAGACAUGGUUGCCAUGGAGCGUCCAGACUGGCAGGCUGUUAUGGCUUACGUCACCUCAAUCUACAAACACUUUGAACAUGACGCAAAAACUUCUGAUCACACGUAGGAUUGGGUCAUAAUACCAGAAUAUGCAUAGGAUGGAAGCAUAACACCAAAACACACGAAGAAUGAGGACUUCAACAUAUAUUUAGGAAUCCACACAAGACUUCUUAAACAAAAGAGUGUUGAUUGUAUUAAAACUGUUGUAAUAUCCAUUCUAUGUGCUGCUUUAUUGUUAAAAUUUGUGGAUAUUUUGAAGUUACUAAACACCCAGACUCCUAAUUUACUUUCAUUUAUUCCCUAUUUUUCUCUGUACUCAUUCCAGAUUUUACCUUUCUACCGUGAUCAUUUUUGAGAUUUGUACUUGCAUAAUAUUGUUUCUUCUUAUUUUACUGGGACCAAUUUUGUUACUGGAUUUAAUUGUUAAGUUGUAAUUUUUUUUCUAACUGUCUCAAAUAUUUGUUGAGAUUGAAAACCAGCUGAAAUUUCUUUUUGUUAAGUUUAUUCCUGUUUCAUAAAAUUCAUGCUUAUUUUCUACUCAAUUACUGCAUGAGCCUUGCUUUAGGAUUUAGCUACUGUAGUUAUCUUCAGAGUUGCAUGAACGUGUGAAUUAUUUUACCCCGUGAUUUUAUGUUGUCUUCCAUUUAAUGUAUAGUAUGAAGCUAAACGCUAAUAAUUCUAAGAUAUUGGUGUUUAGAAAAAAAUAUUUUGUGGGUUUUUUUUUUUUUUGGAGGGGAAAGGAGGAGGGGGGAAAUGUUGGUUUAAUGUUCAUAGGUGUCUGAUACAGUUGAUACUCUACAGUACUUUAUGUGUGUAUAUAUCCUAACAAUUAAGCUAAUUAAUUCCAUCCAGUUUUAAUUAUGUGCCACAGAAAGGUUGCAUGUUGUGCUUUUAUGAUGAAAUGCAUGUAAAAACACUUUUUGAGGGGAAAAGCUUUUGCUAUUUAUGUUGUUUAUUUUUCAUUUAAUAUGUAGCAUUAAUGUUAAAUUAUAUAGUACAUUUGUUUUCAAUCCAGCUCAAGAUAGCAAACUCUGUUAUAAGAUACAGUAAAACCUUGUCAUCUUGAACUUGAUGGGUUUGGGAAAAGCGACGAGUUACUUUAUCUGAGAAAUUGAGAUUUUGAGGUUAAAAAGUAGUUGGGUCUUCCAACUUUAUCCCACAUAUCCAUGGUAUGCAAGAUAGUAGUAUUUGAGAUACUGAAGUUGAACUGUAUCUUUAAACACUCUGAUAAUAUUUUAUGUAUAACAUAGGUUGAUAAUGUCAGAGUUCCUUAUUAUUUAUCUUGGAUGUAUUCCAACAGCUCAUGAUAUACUGUACUUAAAUAGUGGGAAAAAUUGUAGUCUGUUUAAUUUUUAAGGUGAUUGUCUUGAAAUUUAUAAAAAAUAGAAUAAUUAAGAGUGCUGAAGGAAUGGAGGUUAUGUUAACAGUUACAAAGAAAAAAAAUUGUGAAGUUCAAUGGACUGUACAAUUCAUGCUUUCCAAAAUGCAGUGUUUAUAUUUGUGUCAAAAUAAGGGAUAUUUUCUAAGCAGAUUUGGUUUGAUUCAAUAUUCUGUGUGUGCAGGUUAAAAAAAAAAAAAAUUAAGUCAGUUGAUAUCAAGGAAAACAAUUUAUCAUUUACUUUAGUAAUGUGAAGGGAGAGAAUUUUAGAAUUGCACCUGAUGUAGGACUAUUUCUUUUAUCAAGACUCGAGUUCAGUUUGAUAACACUGAUUUGACAAAUGGCUAAUAAUGGUGCCCAUACUAAUUUAACAUUUUGUUUAUAGGAGGCUUCCAGUAGCGAUCACUUUGUAAUUUAGUCCCAGCGUAUGAUUUAUGUUUGUAAAUCUCAAAACAUGUAUAUUCAGUAUUAUCUUCAUAUUAUUUAUGAGUAUUAUUUAAAACAAGUACUUCUACUUUCAAUAUCUAUAGAAGUAUUUCAACUGACUUUUAAAUGCUGACCUGUUGAAAUCCAGGUUUGAACGUAUAUGUUGCAUCUUCUGCAGAUGGUCAGUUUGCUAUAAAUCCAAACAUGUUUUGUACAGAUUAUAGCACCAAGUUGAUCAGUAUUAAUCUCCUUAAUAAAUUGGCUUUAAUAGCUCAUACAAUCAUGAUUAAAUGUACUCCUGUAGAUGUGUUGGUGAGUUGUACGACCAAAACUACAAAGUAGUUUUUUCUAAAAUCUACUGUAUCCAACUUAAAUGUUUAAUUUUCUUUGUGAGAUUUUGGUAUCAAUCACCAUUGGUUGUAUUUUUUUUUUUUUUUUGGUUACAUCAGGUUUUUUUUUUUUAAAUUAACUAAAGUGUAUGUUAUAAAUGUUGAAUUAUAUGAAUUAUUCAAUGUGAAUUUUAAAUUUGUCUUGUGUACUCGAAGUUGCUGUGUAGAUUAAAUAUAGGCACUGUAUACUAGUAGCUAGCAAAAAUUAAAUGGUUAAACUGCAAUGUGCAAAGAUGUCUGUCAAAGAUGUAUAUGAAGAAAUACUAUCUUUAUUUUUUUUCUUGAAACAUUAAUAAUGGUGCAGUAUUGUGGUUUAUGUACUUAUAUUUUGCAUCAUACAUGUAUAUAUACGCAAAGUACUUUGAUCUCAUUGAAAUUUUCUUUUUAUGUUUAUACAUAUAUGUUAGAUGAUAGGAAUUACUUGGUAAGAAUUUUAAAACAAUAAAUAUGUAAUUAAUGUUCCCACUAUGGCAUUUAGGACCUUAAUACAAGAUAUUUUAAUUACAAAAAUAUGUUAAAAGGAGCACGAUUCUACGUAUUUUUUAAAAAAUUAAAAACACGAAUUUUUUAUUAAUUGUUAAGACACUACCUAGUUCACUUCAAACAAUGUUUAGUUAUGAAUCAAUUAUGAUUUUUAAAAGAUCAGUUAUGUACAUGUAUGUUUAUAAGAUGAAACGGUAAUUACAGUAUAAAGUGUUUUUUUUCUGGAGUACCAUGCCUUCCUUAUAAAUGUAAACAUGAUGUCAUGUUUGAAAGUAAGGAGGCGUACUGCUGCAGUGUUGAGAAGCAACUUCUGUUUAAAUGGAGUCUAGUCAAUGUAAACAAUAUGUAAUUUGUUUGGCAUAAUUUGCUAAUAAAUAAUCAUGUUUUA